Sinocyclocheilus rhinocerous is the source of this 2712-nucleotide messenger RNA. RefSeq lists its product as uncharacterized. NCBI's taxonomy places the organism in Eukaryota, Metazoa, Chordata, Actinopteri, Cypriniformes, Cyprinidae. Gene Ontology annotation, molecular function: GTP binding; ATP hydrolysis activity. The transcript has 3 exons. The record is from RefSeq and is a predicted model, not a curated record. The coding region runs from base 212 to 1933 and encodes 573 amino acids.
UUUCGGGGAGAUAUAGCUACGCUUAGUUUAUCCAAUUUAGUUUAAAAACAUCUGUAUAACACAAAAGAUAGAUUGGUUCUGUGCAAGUUGAGAGUUCAUCUGUUGCUAUACGUGGAGUUUGAGCUCGAGCUUCUCUGCUUUCAUUGCAUCUUUCAGCAGGACGCACGCAAAACACAAAAGUCGCGAUCAAGACUGCCUGUGAUAAGAAAGAAUGACAACGAAACGGUGCAAAAGCAUGGAUGAACCUCGUAGUAUGGCAUUACAUCAUAAUGCCGUACUAAUUGAUAAAGGUCCUCCAGCACUUUAUCGUUUGAACACAGAAAGAAAAUAUAUUGAUGGGACUAAUAAAAAGGUCAGACAGUGGACAUAUGGACGAAGAGACAGAAACAAGCAGAACAAAGUCAUACUGAUGGUGGGAGAAACCGGCACUGGGAAAACAACCAUCAUCAACACCAUGAUCAACUACUUACUGGGAGUGAAGUUUGAUGAUCAAGAGUUUUAUCAAAUCACAGAAGAAACUAAUCGUAAAGAUCAAUCACAAUCCCAGACAUCAGAGAUCACUGUUUAUGAAGUGUUUGUUGAAGAAAACCCAACAUCUCUGACCAUCAUUGACACUCCAGGAUACGGAAACACUGAAGAACACGAGGAAGGAUACGAGAAAGACCGAGAGAUUUCUGAGUAUCUGAUGAGAUUAUUUUCAGAUGAGGAUGGGAUUCAUUAUAUUGAUGCAGUGUGUUUUGUGAUGAAGGCGUUUCAGAAUCGACUCUCUGGAAAAGAGCUUUACAUCUUUCACUCAGUUCUGUCUCUGUUUGGUAGAGAUAGGAGGGAGAACAUAGUGUUUCUACUCACAUAUUCAGAUGCAGGACCUCCAACAGAUGCUCUUAAUGCCAUUAAAACAGCAGAAAUACCCUGCAGAAGAGAUGAGAGAGAAAAACCUGUUCACUUCUUAUUCAAUAACCGACAGAAAGAGGAAAGAGAUGAAGAGUAUGUGCACACAUUCAGAUCAUCAUGGGAAAUGGGAGAGAAAAGCGUGAAUCGGUUCUUCACACUUCUGGAUAGAAUGAACAGAAAAAGUGUUCAGAUGACAUUAAAUGUUCUGAAAGAGAGAAGACGACUUGAGGCCUGUGUCGACAGUCUGGUGGAACGAAUCUCUGAUAAAGAGUCAAAAACUGAAGAACUGAAUCAGAUUCAAGAAGCCCUCAGACAGAACAGAGACAAGAUUAAGAGAUGUGAAAACUUUCAGUUUACAGUCAAUAGAUUUUUCAAAGAAAAAGUCUUCAUUGAAAAUGAAUGGUGGUGGAACAGUAAGGCAACCUGCUGCUCUGUCUGUCAGGAAAACUGUCAUGAAUGGGGCUGCUUGUGGGCAAAAGAUCCCUCAGACUGCUGGGUCAUGGAAAAAGAACACUGCACUUUGUGUACAAGGAAGUGUCAUUACAGCAAACACGUCAAAGAGAACAAAAAAUAUGUGAAGAAGUCAAAGACCGACAUUAUGACAUUUGAUGUGCUCAAACAGGAGUAUGAAGGCACUGAUGAAAAGUCUAAAAUCCGCUUCGACAAAACAAACUAUGAAAAUAAUAAAAAGGAGCAUGAAAGUAUUGAGAAAGAGUCUAAGGAUAAAACUAAAAUAGAAAUAAUACUGAACCGCGAACUGGAGACGAUUCAAAAAGAAAAGCCCAUACUGCUGAAUGAAGCUUACGUGAUCAUCAUGAAACUCUCUGAGAUCACAUUAAAAUCAGACAACGCUUUCACUCUUCAACAUCUGGAUUUCUUGAUUCCCAGAUGGAAGGAGGAGGGAAAAGAUGAAUGGAUGAAGAACCUGGAGGAUCUGAGGAAAGCUGGAGAAGAGAGGAAGAACAAAGGGGCUUUAGAGUAUCUGGUGGCUUUUGGGAGACAAAAAUGGAAAAAAUUGUUCAAUCGUGGUAAAAAUGAAUAAAAUCUGAAAAGUCUAGAUGCAAAAGCAAAACAGAUGCUGCUCCAUUAGUGAAAACAAUUCACUAAAAAAAGGGUUUAAUGAGCAUAGGAAAUCCUUUAUUUUAUCUCUCAAAAAAUGUAUAUGAUGUGAAUCUGCAAACAGAAUUCAAGACUGAACUGAACACGAAAAAAAAAAACACCAUGCAAUAAAACUAACUAAUCUGGAGAUAUGAUCUCAAAGAAAGAAAUAUAACCAAACGUAUCUUCUCACCCAUCAAUAAACCCCCCUCUCCCUACUUUCCCUCCUUUCACUUUGGCUCAAGACCUGAAAAGCUAAUCAAGAAUUACUACAUACCACACCUGAUCAUCUUAUCAGUCUAUUGUUUUUUCUUUAUCUUUUCAUUUUUGAUAUCAUUUUAAUCACCUCAGUGUGAUCAGUAAAAAGGUCUCAAUUUCACAGCAGUCAUUUAUAUAAUGUGAUAGACUGAAAACAGGAUAAUUCUGUUCUCCUUUUUGGGUGGUGGAUAGACCCAAUCAACUUCUACAAAUGUCUGGACAGUAAAUGUUUACAGUUCUUUUGUUCUGAUCUGGUGUAUAUUUCUAGUGUAACUAGAAAAGCUCCACACAGAGCUGUAUCAGUGUCUUGAGUCCUGCACUCAGAACACUCACAACUGCUGUGUUUCUUUACUGUCAGAUAUGCAUCUUCAACUCCUAGAUUUAUCUUUGAGCAACUGUUAUGAAUUGAUCAUUUCUGAAUUGGCCUAUAUCUGUUUAAUUGUGUUAUUGGCAUGAUAUAUUUUA